GUCUGCUCCCCAUUUCAUGGUUUAAAUACCGGAGGGGUGGCAGGAAGCGUCUUGCUCGCGCUGUUUUCCCCCGCUGCCGGAGCUUCCUCAUCUACGCCAGCCAAUCUCAGCGCCCGCCACGUGCUCGACGGAAUGCUGAAGAAGGCUGCGGCGAGCGGCAAGGACCGCUUCGGCGACCUCACCAACGACCUCCUCCGGCAUGUGCUGUCCUACCUGCCCAAGGAUGAUGCUCUGCAGACCUGCGUGCUUGGCGCCCGCUGGCGCGGCCUGUGGAGGCGCGCAACCAGCCUGCGCUUCAUCUUGGACGAGAGGUCAAGGUUCCCGCGCUGCGAGCGUUUUGAAAGGCUGGUGAAGCUGGUCAUCCGGCUCCGGGGAGACUCUCCUAUUGUCAGGUGCGAGAUCAGUGUCCAUCCUGAUGACGAGACGGAGACGGAGGGCACAUACACAAACACCAUGCGGUUGAUCGAGUACGCUCUAAGAUGCCAAGUCAAGGACCUGCUAGUCGGAGCUGUUCAAACUGAGGUCUACCCGCUGACAUUCGACGCGCCUCUCAUCUCCCAGCACUUGAGGACCAUAGACUUCUUUUUUCUUCCUUUUGCAAUUUGUGCAGAUUAUCUACAGUUGUGAUUUAGAACGGCAUCCUAUAUUUGGCAACUUAAAGACUCUGCUUCUCAAUGAGUGGUUCACGACUAUUGACUUGGUUUGCA
Triticum aestivum (bread wheat) is the source of this 707-nucleotide messenger RNA. Its product is annotated as F-box/LRR-repeat protein At3g58940-like. NCBI's taxonomy places the organism in Eukaryota, Viridiplantae, Streptophyta, Magnoliopsida, Poales, Poaceae. The transcript has 2 exons. Bases 133 to 627 code for a protein of 164 amino acids. Gene Ontology annotation, molecular function: protein binding. The record is from RefSeq and is a predicted model, not a curated record.